CGACAGUUCCUGGCAAAACGCUUUAAACCUUCAACAGUGAAAGUAUUAUUUCGUUCUAGUACCCGUUAAGUGCAGUAUUCUUACCACCCGGUAUCACAUUUUCCUAAAUUUUCGAUAUAUUUUUAGCCAGUGAUUGACCAUCACCGAAGUUUUCCAACGUCUUUCAAUUACCUAGACACUCAAAAAAUAUACAUAGUAACAUGUAUAUCAAACUUCUUUUCUUGGCAUUUACAAUCACGGCUUUCACGUCGGCACGCCCUCAACAAUUGCCGUUAUCUCUAGUGCCACCCGUCCAACAGGGUUUCGUACCACCGCCACAAAACAACGCCAUAAAUCCUUCAAUUAACUCUAUCAGUAAACCAACCAAUCCUAUUGUGGUGGCCGCGUUUCAAAGGGAUGCUUUGUUGCCUCCGCACAUGCAGAAUGCGUUUUACAAGAACCCGAAGAUAGCAGAAAAUUUGGCCCAGAACAGUUGGUUCGGCCCUGGCGAGCAACACGCUGUUAAUAGGGAAACGGAAAAGAUCCCUAGAGAGAAAAUCUUUCUCAUCCUAAAAAACGCGGGACUAUUACCCACACCUUAAUUCGGCAUAAUAGGAUUAUAAUAAAUAUUUAAUACAGAUUGAAUACAACACAUUAAAUUAACUGUAAAUUUUAUAUUUUUUCUGAAUCAAACGUUUAGUUCGUUUUUUGUAUAUUUUUUCCACCGAACGAUAUUUUAAACAAUAGUAAAUUAUGGCAUGUUUUACCUAAACAUGUAUUUUUUUAUUAUAAAUACUGUAUAUUAAUUAAUUACAUCACAUCGUGUGUGUGGUUUGUUUAUUGUAUUUUGUAAAUAGAAAAUAAU
Rhopalosiphum maidis (corn leaf aphid) is the source of this 844-nucleotide messenger RNA. RefSeq lists its product as uncharacterized. The transcript is spliced from 3 exons. Bases 201 to 581 code for a protein of 126 amino acids. Lineage: Eukaryota; Metazoa; Arthropoda; Insecta; Hemiptera; Aphididae. The record is from RefSeq and is a predicted model, not a curated record.